This is a messenger RNA of Labeo rohita (rohu), 1909 nucleotides long. RefSeq names its product ectonucleoside triphosphate diphosphohydrolase 2b (gene entpd2b). The record is from RefSeq and is a predicted model, not a curated record. NCBI's taxonomy places the organism in Eukaryota, Metazoa, Chordata, Actinopteri, Cypriniformes, Cyprinidae. Gene Ontology annotation, biological process: nucleoside diphosphate catabolic process. The transcript is spliced from 9 exons. Gene Ontology annotation, molecular function: GDP phosphatase activity; UDP phosphatase activity. Gene Ontology annotation, cellular component: plasma membrane. The coding region runs from base 8 to 1516 and encodes 502 amino acids.
UUUAGUGAUGGAUAAACUCUUUGUUAAGUUUGUCGUCUCAGCGGCGCUCUUUCUGUUUGGAAUUGUGUCUAUUCUGCUCCUUACAGUAUCUAUACAUGAAAUGAGAGAGCCACCGCAGUACAUGUAUGGGGUUGUGCUGGAUGCUGGCUCCUCACACACCGCCUUGUAUAUCUACAAAUGGCCAGCGGACAAGUUAAAUGGCACAGGCGUGGUCACCCAGCAUAGCGAGUGUAAUGUCAAAGGAGGAGGAAUCUCUAGUUAUGCUGGGCAGCAGGGUGCAGCGGGCUGCAGCCUCGAGGCGUGUUUGAAGCAGGCCGUGCGGGACAUUCCCCCAGACAGACAUCACCGCACCCCUGUGUAUUUAGGAGCUACCGCUGGCAUGAGACUUCUGAAAAUUACCAAUCCUGACAAAGCAUCUCAGAUUCUUCAAGAAGUCGAACAAAAAAUCAAAUCCUUUCCUUUCAGUUUUCGAGGAGCAGUAAUUUUGAGUGGUCAGGAAGAGGGGCUUUACGGUUGGGUCACUGUCAACUACCUCCUUGAAAACUUUAUAAAGUAUGGCUAUGUGGGUCGCUGGCUUAACUCUGGGAGAAAAACAGUCGGAGCGCUGGAUUUAGGUGGGGCGUCUACACAAAUCACCUUUGAGACCCCAGAGAUAGUUGAGAACAAGUUGAAUCGUAUGGCCUUGCGUCUCUACGGGCAGGAUUAUUCCCUCUACACGCAUAGUUACCUGUGCUAUGGUAAAGAAGAGGCUCUGCGCCAGAUCCUCGCCUACCUGAUUGAAUCACAGGGAAAUACUAGCAAAGUGUACCAUCCCUGCUACCCAUCUGACUUCGCGGAAGACUUCAAGCUGGAGAAAGUGUUUGGCUCACCUUGUACAGCGUCUAAGAGACCCAAACCCUACAACGCUCAUUCCUGGAUCAGGGUGCAAGGCACUGGAGACUACCAAAGCUGCCUUGGCAACACUUCUAAUAUAUUUUCCUUCCAGUUCUGCGCCUUUUCACAGUGUUCCUUUAAUGGGGUUUUCCAGCCCAACAUCAGUGGGGGCUUCAUGGCCUUCUCUGCCUAUUUCUUCACUCACAGUUAUCUACAGAAAAGCACAGGGAUGAAGAUCACCACCUCUGCCCAGCUAAAGGAGGCUACCAAAGCUGUGUGUAAUAUGACCAUAGAAGAGAUGACCAAGAAAGCUUCUGACUUGAAGAAAUACCUAAAGGAGUAUUGUGCAGUCGCAGUGUAUAUACAAGUGCUAAUGCUUAGGGGUUAUAACUUUGAUGAGCACUCUUUCCAAAAUGUUGCUUUUCAGAAAACGGCAGGUGAGGCAGCUGUUGGCUGGGCUCUGGGUUAUAUUCUCAGUGUGAGCAGUCUUCUUCCAGAGGAACCUGCGGGCUUCAGGAAGGGCUUGUGUCCUGCAGCAUGGAUUGGGUUGUUGAUUCUCCUAAGUGUCCUCCUCACUGCCACCUUUUGUUACAUGGCUCUCCUAGUGAUUCGGAGGAAAAGGAGUAAUCAAGGCGUCUCAUAGCUCACUGCUAUACCUACAGUUAUUUUAUGUCUCUUUUUAAAAGACUAUCCACAAAAAUGAAAUGUUUACAUGAUUGAUGCAUUCAAAAUAUACUGUCUGUGCUAAUAUUGUGUGUAAUUUAACAAAAAAUAACAUAAUAAAUAAUAAAUUUGUUUGUUUUGUCAUUGACAAAUGUUUACUGAAAAGACAUUAAACCAUAUAAAAGUUAGGAAAUUAAAAUAAUGAAACAAAAUAAUAACACUAAAUAAUGUUAUCCCAUAAUGUUAUACUAUGGGAUAUCUGAUACAAGUACUGUACUGUGAUACCAUUUGAGACUGUUACUGUUUUAACAGAUUUCAUUGUUGUUCAUUUUUGUGUGAUAUCCUAAUCAACUGUACUUAAGCACUGUCUUUU